CUUAUGACGUCACCGAACACAUGUGUUCAUUGUAGUAGAGUGUUUUGGUUUUGUUUAGAUAGGUUUUAGCUUAAAAUGGGUUUUGGUAGUCUCUGAACCUAAAAAAUCAUUAUGCAGGUAUCAAAUCCAAACAAUAUUAAAAUCUACAAUUUGAGCAGCGGAAAGUCCUUACCUGAGUUCAUCACUGAUAAGAAGAAACGAUCACUCCAGAAGAAAGAUGUUGAUCUCAGGAGAAGAAUUGAACUUAUUCAAGAUUUUGGGAUGCCUACUGUCAGUACCACUGUAAAGAUGUCUCCAGAUGGGCAAUAUAUCUUUGCUACAGGAACGUACAAACCCAGAGUAAGGUGCUAUGAUGUCAAUCAUUUAUCAGUUAAGUUUGAAAGAUGUCUGGAUUCUGAAGCUGUUGCGUUUGAUAUUUUAUCGGAAGAUUAUUCCAAGCUUGUGUUUUUACUGAGUAAUCGAACAAUUGAACUGCACACACAGCAAGGGAGGCACUACAGUGUACGGAUGCCAAAGUUUGGCCGGGAUUUGUGUUACCACCCAGCUAAUUGUGACCUUAUGCUUGUUGGUGCCGGAUCUGAGAUUUACCGUUUGAAUCUUGACCAAGGAAGGUUCUUAAAAUCUUAUGCAACCAGUUCACCUGAAUUGAAUUGCGUAACAAUCAACCCUGAGCAUCAUCUAGUGGUGGUUGGUGGGGUGGAUGGAAGAGUCGAAUGUUGGGAUCCAAGAUCAAGACAAGCAGUUGGUGUCUUGGAUUGUAGCACUUCACUACAACAUUGUGUGACAGAUGAUGUUGUUCCAAAAGUAACUUGCUUGAAAUAUAAAGGACCACUCAACUUGGCUGUUGGAACAAGUACUGGACAGGUGAUGUUAUACGACAUACGUAGCAACCGACCAUAUGUGGUGAAGGACCACAGAUAUGAACUUCCAAUUAACUCUAUUGCGUUUAAUGACGAUAAUGGAAUUGUAAUCUCAUCAGAUUCGAGAGCUGUUAAACUAUGGAAAGAAAAUACGGGUGAAGCUGUUACUGCCGUAGAAAUGGAGUCGGAUAUCAACAACAUGUAUGUGGUCGAUAACUCAGGUCUCUUCUUUCUUGCAAACGAAAGCCCAAAGAUUCAUUCCUACUUUAUUCCUAUGCUUGGACCAGCACCCAAAUGGUGUUCAUUCUUGGACAAUAUAACAGAAGAAAUGGAAGAGAAUCCUGUCCAAGAAAUUUACGAUGAUUACAAAUUCCUUACACAGAAAGAAGUGCAAACAUUAGGGUUAUCCAAUCUUGUUGGCACAUCAUUAUUACGAGCAUACAUGCACGGUUACUUCAUUGAUAUUCGACUUUACCAUAAAGCAAUGGCUGUUGCGAACCCGUUCGCUUACAAGGAGUAUCGAAAACGAAAAAUAGAAGAAAGGGUUGAAGAGGCAAGAGCUAACAGAGUUCAUGUUAAGAAACUUCCAAAAGUAAAUCGCCACCUAGCGGACAGAUUGAUGACACGAGCAGCUGAUGAAGAAUUAAAGAGUGGAAAGAAGAAAAAAAUGAAGAGGGAAGCAGCGAACCUUCUUGAUGAUCCUCGCUUCAAAUCCAUGUUUGAGGAUCCAAACUUCCAAGUUGACGAAGAAUCCGAAGAAUUCAAGCUCCUCAAUCCUGUCGUUUCAAAACAAUUCGAGAAAACAAAAGCUAAGGAAGAAAAACUUGCUCAGUUUCCCAAAAUACAGGAGGAUAGUGAUGGUGAUCACGGGAGUCAUGAUGAGAGUGAUGACUUUGCAUCAUCUGAUGAGGAAGAUAAAAAAUGGGUGAAAGAGGCGAAAAAGUCCAAGCAAAAGAGUAAAUCUGCUCCUCAGCGACCUCUUGUGGACAAGCAGCAGCAAAAGAAAAUGAGUAAACCACAAAUCUUCCACCUCAAAGAUGACGUUGAUCCAGGAAAACCUUUCACUCUCCAAGAUCUUGAUAAAUUGGGAUGUGAGGAAGCGAACCAGAAACGUGAAGCCAAAAAAAGUGCAACGCUUGAGGAGCGAGUGAGAGAAAGUGAGAAAAAAGGAGGAAUCUCUCGUCUCGUACAUUCUGACCUCACUUCCGGUGGAAAGCAAGCGACUUUCCGCAUGAACAAAGUAACCAAGGAAUCGGUUCGUAAAGAUCUAGAAAAGGAACACAGAGACGAACGUAGAAGGAUACGAAGACCAGCCUCAAAACUAAAAACAGCAAAACGGAAAAAUUCGUUUUUUAAAUGAAAUUCCGUUCCUGGCAAUUCAGAGGCUGUGAGCAAUACGUGACCACUUAAAGAUCCGGAUAAAUCUGGUUCCAUCCGGUUUACCAACUAACUGCUACGUGGUUCGUCGAGAUCUCGUCUUAUUUUUUCUCUAAUAAAAAACUCUACCAGCUAUUUAGGUCAACAGGAUAGCUAUGGAAACAAAUUUGACUUCGAAUAACAUAAUUUACGUCUGUAUUUGUUUGCAGAAAGCGGCAGUUUCGUAUUAUUCCCCACGAACUGUUCAAUUGUGGGGUCAUCGCCACGAGAAUUGCUGCUUUAUUUAUUUGUACCACAAUUAAGUUCGUCGUGGGGUGACCGUCACCAGCUCAGUUUGACUUGUAAAGCACUCCUAGAACAUCACGUUGCAUUAGCACUACAGUUAGUUGCGUAAAAGAUUUAGGUCUUCACUGCUUCGUCAUUCUGCAACUUAUUAAUAGAGUUUUAAUGAAAAAGG
Ciona intestinalis (vase tunicate) is the source of this 2694-nucleotide messenger RNA. NCBI's taxonomy places the organism in Eukaryota, Metazoa, Chordata, Ascidiacea, Phlebobranchia, Cionidae. The record is from RefSeq and is a predicted model, not a curated record.